AUGGCCUGCUUCGGCGAGUGCGUGGAGGGCGGCCCUCCCCCGGACAGCAUCAUGCAGAUGCCUCCGCCGCCGCCACUGCCUGCAUUUUAUCCGGUUGACUCCGGGAACGAAUCGACGCAAACGCCCUGCCUGUCGGCGAUGAUCUGCCAGGUGGCGGCGUCACUGGCUCCGGUCAUACCCGAUGUAGAGAUAUCUAGGCAAAAUUUACCAGUAAUUCAACAUUCGUGGCUACUGAUAGCAGUAUCAUCAGGUUUCGGAGUGCUUUUGUUAGGAACUCUACUAGCAAUAUUUUUAUUGAAAUUCAGAAUGGCCUUUACGAUACAGUACGUGGACGGCGGUUCGAACAAGCGCGCCCCUCUGACUUCGAACGGCUCUUCAAUGAAGGACCGCCCUUUGAUAUCCGCCGAGGAGUCCUCCUCAUUGUAUCCGUGCGGCGGAAGCUCUUCGUCGGGAAGUAAUGUUUUACAGGAUCCAGAAAACAGAGUCCUCUGGACAGCCCUCACGCCCAGUGGCACCCGCCACUUCAUAUCGGAUCACGGCUACUCGGCCAACGAGAACCCCUACGAAUCCGUCGAACAUUUCGGCCUAAAACCGAAUUCGGGUUCCGGCGAAGGCGCCAAAUUGGACUGGAACCACCACAUCGGAGAUGGCUACAGCGAGGACAACUAUUACGAAACUAUAGAUAAUUAUAAUUUAACAUCGGCUGUCGAUAGAUACGACGUCGAUUAUUCGAGGAGCACGCCUGAGAAGACGCAGAAAUCUAAAAGGGUCAUGUACUAUUUGUGA
Messenger RNA from Ctenocephalides felis (cat flea), 786 nucleotides. RefSeq lists its product as uncharacterized. The transcript is spliced from 4 exons. The record is from RefSeq and is a predicted model, not a curated record. Lineage: Eukaryota; Metazoa; Arthropoda; Insecta; Siphonaptera; Pulicidae. Bases 1 to 786 code for a protein of 261 amino acids.